CCGGAUGAACUUGACAGAAUGAACGGGAAACGUUUGCAUGUUUCGUCCUCCCGCAUCUGCGUUGAUCCAGCAGCAGCCGUCGACUUUGAAUAGUAGUUCAUCUCUAUUUCAUCAUCUCAUUUAGCCUAUUCACAACACGGAAAUACGACAAACUCGUACUAGUAUGAUGCAUACUAGUCAUGUGAGGAUUUACAAAAAGCGUGAAAUUACCGAGUACAGUAUUGACGUUCAGUAUUGAUUUCCUUUACAGUUUAAACAUGUCAGAACCGAGAGUAAAGCGAAUAAAAACUUGCCUUCCACUCUGUAAAACGCAUAUCUCUUCUGCUGGGAGUCUGGCGAAGCAAAACUUCCCCACUGUUGUGGAGGAAAGUCUGUGUGGAGUUUCCACUUUGCUUAUGGAGGUAUCUUACAGACUGGAAGCGCUGGCCAGAAUCUUUGAGCAGAGUGAUCUAGCUUUACCCAGAGUGGCUGCGUAUUUUCAUCAGGAAUCAGUGAAGGAACUAGAGCGGGCCGAGGCAAUGCUGCAGCAUCUGACCCAGCGCGGAGGAAAAUACUGCAGUAAGAACAUCCAGAGGCCAGGCACUGAAGAAGUGUGUGCAGUCCUCCCUGCUCUGGAGAUCAUGCUUAACCAGUGGAAGGAGGAGAUGAGUGUCAUGGUGGAGCUGAAUCAGCUGGCGCAUGAGUACGGAGAUCCACACACCGCCAGCGUAAUCAAGAGUCAGUUCAUUCAGCCCCUCGUCCCAAAGGUCAAACUCAUCUGUGACCUCCUGACCAGCGCUCGCAGAGUGGGCUGCACCGGUGACAGCACGGGUGGCUUUGGCGAGUAUCUCAUCGACCGGCUUCAAGAGACACUGACAAUCACUUAGGCUUCCUCUGACUUAUCAUUUAGGAACCAUGUAUGCACUGUAAAAAGUUAUUAUUCAAAGAAUAAAUAAAGCAAAGAUUAUUGGAGUGCGCUUUACAAGAAUAGCCUAUUUCAGCUUAAUAUUUCAACUUCAUACUUUAAUCUCAAUUUAAUAAUUCCAUGUUUAAUUCAUUGUGUUAUUCAACAUUUCUUUGUAAUUAUCUGUGUAUGUACUAGCGUCAAAAUGUUUCAGAGGAAAUCCUACACCUAUUUUUUCAGUGAGUGUCUUUAGCCCUUGGAUGAAGGAUAGACUGAGACAGAUUACAUAUUGGUCCAAAAGGGAAAAUAAAGUGCAGAGAUGCGCAUACAAUAGUGCCAGUUUUGUAUGUUACAAGUCACUCCAGUUGUAGACAGUAGUUUAAUGUCAUUCCAGUUUUUGAAUUUGAAUUUUAACUUUGAACUUAAUUUGAAUUUUUUUCAUUUGUUAUUGCUUCACAUGUAUAUAUUGUAUACUGCAUUGACCCGUUUAUCCUGUGCUUGAGAAUUUAAAAAAAGUAAAUCCAAAAAAAAAAAAAAAAAAGUAAAUAUAUAUUUUUUGUGUCUUUGUUUUGUGAGCAUUCUUUCAAAAGGUAAUUAGGUAUUUGUAUUCUUGAAACCUGAAAUAUUUUACUUCUGUUCUGUUUUAUUAUACCUUAACUUCUAUAUAUAUAGCCUACAUAUAUUGUACUUUUUUGAAUAUUAUCCUGCACUGCUUUUAAUAAAAUGUGUCCACACAAAUCAUAAUAUGUUAACUCUCUCUCACACUCACACACACACACACACACACACACACACACACGCACGCGCGCGCACACACACACACGCACACACACACACAUUUGGGGCUUUUCAAACAGAAAAGAAGUUUGUAACUCUGCUGGCUCUUUAACGCCCCCUGUUGUUGAACUGUUGUACGUCUUGCAGCUAGUGUAAGAAAUGUUGAGUAAAAUGGCCCACAUCAUAAACAGAUCAUGAACUUUAGAAAAUGAAAUUUAUCUAAAGAGAUUUUUCUGUAAUAAAUAAAUAAACAGGUAAAUAAAGUGCACCUUGGAAAAAAGCAGCAUGCCCAUGAUGUGCUAGUGUGU
Cyprinus carpio (common carp) is the source of this 1968-nucleotide messenger RNA. RefSeq names its product soma ferritin-like. Gene Ontology annotation, cellular component: cytoplasm. Lineage: Eukaryota; Metazoa; Chordata; Actinopteri; Cypriniformes; Cyprinidae. Gene Ontology annotation, molecular function: ferrous iron binding; ferric iron binding. The record is from RefSeq and is a predicted model, not a curated record. Gene Ontology annotation, biological process: iron ion transport; intracellular iron ion homeostasis.